AUGGGCUUCUUCCAAAUUGAAGAGGAGCGACCAACUCCAAAACAAAUUUACAAUUGGAAAAUAUACGUUUCUACAGCAAUUGCCUCCAGUGCCUCUAUGAUGAUUGGUUAUGAUAACGGUUUUGUGGGUGGAGCGUUGGCAUUGCAAGGCUUUAUCGAUGAGUUCUUUGAGGGCCGUACCGCAGGAGACAUUACUGCUCUCAAGUCUAACAUUAUCUCGCUCUUCCAAGCCGGAUGUUUUUUUGGUGCUUUAUUUUCUUAUCCAGUGGGCCAUCAUUAUGGCCGUAAAAAAGGUCUGGUUGCUAGUGGGUUCCUGAUUAUACUGGGUGCUGUGAUCAUGAUGUGUUCUUCAAAGUCCCGAGGUCUGGGACCUAUUCUCGCUGGACGAGUGAUAUCAGGACUGGGAGUAGGAGCUACCUCUAACUUGGCCCCAAUCUAUAUUGCUGAAAUUGCCCCACCACCAAUUCGUGGAAUGCUUUCCGGUUCGUACGAUGUGGGCUGGAGAGUUGGUGAUCUCACUGGUUUCUGGAUCAACUACGGUGUCUCGGAGCACAUCACUGGAAGGGCUCAAUGGAUGAUCCCAUUUGGAGUCCAAUUGGCUCCAGCAGUUAUCUUUUUGUUGGGUGCUUCCUUCCUGGUGGAAUCCCCUAGGUGGCUGAUCCAGAACGGCCAGGUGGAGCACGGAGUCGAAAACUUGGCAUACAUCCGCAAUCUCGAUUUGUCAAAUGAUUAUCUGCAGUACGAAUUAACCCGUAUACAGGAUUCGAUCGAAGAACAGCGUCGUACAGUUGGACUGGAUCUCUGGGGUCCAUUCAGAGAAUGCAUUAGCUCUACAAAUAUCAUGUUCCGGAUCUUCAUCACUGCUUCGAUCUUCGUUCUCCAGAACGGAUUUGGUAUCCAGGCCAUCAACUACUACUCUCCCAUCAUCUUCGAGAGUUUGGGAGUUACAGGCACGAGUGCGACACUUUUGUCCUCAGGUUUGUUUGGUGUGGUAAAGUUCGUUACAUGUUUCAUCUGGAUUUUCACCGUUGUGGACAGAGUGGGACGUCGUCCAUCGCUCAUGGCCGGCUCCGUGGGAUGUGCUGUAUGCUUCUUCUAUAUUGGAGCUUUCAUCAAGCUGGGUAAGCCGGGUACCGAAGGUCAUGAGGGAGGUUCUCCAGCCGGUCGGGCUGCUAUCGGUAUGAUGUACAUCUGGACCUUCAUCUUCAUGAUGUCCUGGUCCGCUACUCCAUGGGUGCUUGGAGCAGAGUGUUUUGAUCAAAAUAUCCGUACUUUUGUCCAGGCAAUCAAUGCUGCAGCCUCAUGGGCCUCUGUUUUUGUGAUUGCUCGCUUCACUGCACAAAUGAUCAGUGCCUUGGGCUAUGGAACGUACUUCCUUUUUGCCUCCAUUUCCAUCCUAACGUUUCCCUACAUCUUCUUCGUGUUGCCCGAAACUAAGGGGAUUCCUCUGGAAGCCAUGGACAGACUGUUUAAAGGCGACGUUCCUGCUUGGAGGGCGCAUAGAAAGCUUAUGGCAGAGCUUCAGAAGGAGGCCCAAGAGAUUUCCCCUGCGGUCAACGAUAGUCUGUUUGAUAAGGGUGAUGUUGAGCAGAUUGAAAAUGUCGAUUCUGCCUCAUUCCAUAAGGGCCAUUGA
Molecule: messenger RNA, 1632 nt
Organism: Kuraishia capsulata CBS 1993
Lineage: Eukaryota; Fungi; Ascomycota; Pichiomycetes; Pichiales; Pichiaceae
Exons: 1
Coding region: 1-1632 (543 amino acids)
Biological process (GO): transmembrane transport; carbohydrate transport
Cellular component (GO): membrane
Molecular function (GO): carbohydrate:proton symporter activity
Source: RefSeq, a predicted model, not a curated record